UCACCCCGAGACGACACACUCACCACAGACAUUCAUCUGGAAACGGCACCAACACCAGAAGAACCAUUCGCAGAAGUAAUCUUAAGUCAACUUUAAAAAAAAAAAAAUCAGCUUUAAUUCCGCGGGUUUGCUUGCUGCAGUGAGAAACCAGCGAAGACACGCAGGUUUUGUUUGUAAAAAAAAAAAAAAAAAAAAAAAAAAAAAUGUGUCAGGUCAAAAAGCUGAGAAUGUUGAUGGAGCAGCGACUACAUUCUGUCGUGGAAGAAAUAUUUGGACUGUUUGAAAGAACCAUAGCAGAGUACGAGGAGGAACUUUCUUGGACGAAAGAGGAAAAAUAUCGACAACAAGAACUACUCGAUGCUGUUUUCAAACCUCAAGAGGUGCUACAAAGAGCAGACGUCCAGCAGGUGUCAGCAGAGAAUCAAGAAGAGAUUACCUCCGAGCAGCAGGAGUGGAGCUCCAGUGAGGGGCAAAAGGAGCGAGAGGCCCCCUCCCAUAUUAAAGAGGACGAUGAGGACCCGUGGGAGCAGCUUCAAAGGUUGGAAGAGGCUAAUGAUGAAUAUGGAGCUCAGUCCUUACAGGCUCAUCACAGUCAAAGUGAGGAGAACAGAGGGGCGGAGCUUCUAACUCAACACACCACAGAAGCUGAUGGAGAGCAUUGUGAAGAUAUGAACUCAGAACCAGACAGCAUCUUUGCUCCACUGUCAGAUAUAGACAUCACGUCAGACUCUUCUGAGAGCGAUCACAGUGACGACGUUCAAAAGUCUUCGAAGAAGAAUAAGAAAUCUAAAGAUGUUAUGAGACAUCAUGCUGACAAAAAACACUAUAAUUGUUCUGAAUGUGGGAAAUCAUUUAGACAUAAGAAUCAUUUUACAGCACACAUGAGAAUACAUACUGGGGAGAAACCUUUUGCUUGCUCAGUUUGUUCCAAAAGAUUCUCUACAAAGGAGGCCCUGAAAAAACACAGAAAUGUACAUAGAGCGGAGAAAGCUUUUGCUUGCUCAGUGUGUUCAAAAAGACUGUCUUCUCAAUAUUACCUUAGAAGACACAUGAUGAUACAUAAAGGGGAGAAGCCCUUUCCGUGUUCAGUUUGUCCUGAAAGAUUUAAGACUGAAUCACAAAUAAUAUUACACAUGAGAACACACCCUGGAGAGAAACCCUUCACCUGCUCUGUUUGUAGCAAGAAGUUUGGCAGUAAGGGGAGUAUGACCUAUCACAUGAAAUCACACACGGGGGAGAAGCAAUUUACUUGCCUACUUUGUCCUAAAAGAUACACGAAAAACGCUGAUUUGGUGGCACACAUGAGAACUCACACUGGGGAGAAACUGUUUAGUUGCAACAUAUGCGAUACAAGGUUCAGAUAUAAGUAUCAGCUCAAAAGACACCAAUAUUCAGCAGACUCGGAUGCUGUUGGGGAGUGUGGCUCCUAUGUUAGAGCAGUCAUUCAGAAUUCGGAGGGUUCCUGAUAUGAAUCGAGCUUUUGCCGUCCUAGUCCCUUCACUUGUGUCCUUGGGCAAGACCCUUUACCCACCUUGCUACCAGUGCCACAAAAACCGGUGUAUGAAAGUUUGUGGCGGGACAAAACACAAUAAGUAUUUAAGCAGAAGCAAUUUCCUUGCCCGAUUUGCCCUAAUACAUACACAAGUAACUUUCCUUUUAAGACACACAUGAGAACUCACACUGGGGAGAAACUGCUUGGUUGCGAGGUCUGCAAUAAAAGGUUCAGAUAUAAGUAUCAGGUCAAAAGACACAAGUGUGCAACAGACUUGGACGCUGUUGGGCAGUGUGGCUCAGGUGGUAGAGCAGUCAUCCAGAAUUUGGAGGGUUCCUGAUGUGAAUCGAGCCUCUGCCGUCCAAGUCCCUUUACUUGUGUCCUUGGGCAAGACACUUUACCCACCUUGCUCCCAGUGUCACUCACACCGGUGUAUGACAAUUUGUGGCGGGACAAAAAACAGUAAGUAUUUAAGUCUGCAGGGACUUAAAUACAAUCAAACUGUGAUUGUUUUGUUUUUUGUUUUUUUUGUCCUGUCCAGCUUCUCAGGCAAAUCAUAUAGUUGAUGUAGAUGCCCAUGUCGGCUGUUCAGAUUUACUUUGCAAAAGAGAAAUGUAGGAUACUUCUCUUGUUGCCUUAUUUGUAUUUGACUUUAUUAAAUGUAUUUAUAUUAUCAUUUAGUGCAGCCGGGCCGGAGCAGGAGGGGAUAGAAAGAGAGAAAAAAAGAAGACAGAGGGGGAAAUCGUGUGGACAAGAGGGGGAUUAGACAGAGAAACAAAAACAACAACAGCAAACAACAACAAUAGAGCAACAUCAGCAAAUACGACAUGUACAAAUAUGAUGGUAAAAGUAAUAGCAAAUAAGCAGUUAGCGAAAAUAAAAAAUAAUACAGAAAUGACAAUGAGCAUUAUUACACUACAAAUGGAGCAUUACAAAUACCAAUAGAAAUAGCGCUAUUGAUAAUGAACAAUACCAAUAAUUUACCUUUAUUAUCAACAACACAGGUGUUCAAAUGCAACAAUACACAUACGUAAUGAUAACUUGAGAUACGAAAGAAUGCAGAAAAAUGUUGGGGGAGAAAGAGAAGCAACCUACAUUAACCUUGUAGAUUGUUAUAGUAACAAUAGGUUAAGCUUUGUUCGUGUGCCAUGUGUUAUACCCAGUUUACCCUAGGGCAACAACGUUAAUAUAUGUUUUGAUGAAACGUGAUUAUGUGCAAACACAUAAUCACGUUUCAAACUGUGAUUGUGAUUUCAGGUGGUGUUUUUAAUUUUGGAGUGUUCUAUGUUCCCCUACCCCACCCCCUCUAAUUACUUCUACAUUUGUAUUCAGCAUUUACUAAAUACUUAAGGUACUUUAUUUCCUCGUUGUUAGUCCACAUUUUUUAUUUUGCCCUUUUUUUUUAAAUCCCACUUUUUUUCCCCACAACAUUCUAUUGAUUUUUUUUCAUUCCUCAAUGAAUAAAACUGUAUACAAUAUUUGGACUUAAGCCAAUGACAAAAUGAAAUCAUGGGUGGGUGUGUCUGUCCUUUGCACCGCCAGUUGUUCACUUCACCACAGCUUUU
This is a messenger RNA of Nerophis lumbriciformis (worm pipefish), 3057 nucleotides long. RefSeq lists its product as uncharacterized. Gene Ontology annotation, biological process: regulation of transcription by RNA polymerase II. Gene Ontology annotation, molecular function: DNA-binding transcription factor activity, RNA polymerase II-specific; RNA polymerase II cis-regulatory region sequence-specific DNA binding. Lineage: Eukaryota; Metazoa; Chordata; Actinopteri; Syngnathiformes; Syngnathidae. The record is from RefSeq and is a predicted model, not a curated record. Gene Ontology annotation, cellular component: PcG protein complex; transcription regulator complex; chromatin.